AAUUCCGUUUCAGCGCGUUUUCAUAAAAGUUGCGCAAAGCCAUUCAGUCAGAUUUAAAGAGUUUUUCAUAGAGAAAAAGUAACUUUGGUGAGCUAAAAGUGAUUGUAUGUUAAUUAUUAAAAGUUGUAGUUUGCAAAGGGUAAUUUAAAGUUGUGCAAGCGUUGAAUAAAUAAACCAAAUAUAUAUUUAGUUUUUAAGAUAAAAUUUUGCCUCAUUUUGUACUCAAUAUUUCAUCCAUAAAGCUAUCUUAUUAUUGACAUAUGCUCUGAAUUAAUACUUUCGUUUUGUUCAAUUUAGGCGGCUUCGUUCACUCGAAGUAAUUUCCUCGUGGAAACAUGAGUGAUAUCGACAAUGACUGGCUAUGCCUUAACUGUGACGAAUGGAACCUUGGGACGACACUGCAAUGUGUUGUUUGUGAAAGCAAAAUGACAGAUUCGUGUAAAAGGUUCAAUCCGAACACAGGAAAACUUGUUGAACUACCAAAAUCUAAUUCGCCCAAAAUGUCUUCCAUCCAGGAGUUUGAAGGCAUCCAGCGUGGAGACUGGAAAUGCCCGGUCUGCACGUCAAUUAUUUUAUUAAAAGACUCUGUUUGCAUGCACUGCGGGUAUACUAUUGACAAUAGGGUAAAGCAUUAUGGGCAACAGGGCGACUGGAGUUGCAUGUCAUGUCAUAAUUUCAACUUCCAUUCUGAGGAAAGUUGUACUAAAUGUGGUAAAAUCAAAGCUUAUGAUGAUCCAACCGUUCAAGCCAAUUAUGUUAUUGACGAGCAGUCAGUUGAUAACGACUUUGAACGUUUAAGACGCGACGAAAUGAUUGAUCGAGAAAAGGACAAAGUGAUAAUGAAAGAUAUGGAAGAGAUUGAUACAAAAAUAGCAAAUAUAAAAGACACUUCUUACGCAUCUGAUGAAAAUAUAGAGGAGCUAGAUAAUUGCAGUGAUAUUAUUGAAGAUUACAUAAAAAACGCUGACAAUAAUAACCAAGAAGAUAGAAGCAAGCUCCGCGAAACACAGAGUCAACAGUAUCAAUUCGGAUCUGUUGUUAAAACAGAAAAGAUAGAUUCAGAGGAAAACCCGAAAGAAAAAAAAAGUUCUACAUUUAAGUUUUCAUACGACGUUAAACAGCAAGAAAUAUGCGAAGUGCUAAUGGAAGGGAGCGACAGUGAUGAAGCUGAGGGCCAGAGAAUGACCUUUGAUUGUAAAUUAUGUACCUUAACCUUCACUUCUCUAAAUUCAUUUGAGUUCCACUGCAAGGGAAGUUUACACAUUUUGAAACUACGAGCAGUUACUGGAAAGUCAACAUAUCCUAGUCAAUUUUUGGAGUCAAAUUCUUAUUCCUCCAAAUAUGGACACAAAUGCAAAGUAUGCAGAAUUAACUUUGAAUCUCGGGAAGAAUACUUGCUGCAUCUAACUACCCCGACACAUCAUUCAGCUAUCGAGAACGUAGAUAAGGCCGUUGUAGCUAAUAAAUUGGCAGAAGUUAUGGAUUUCUUAGAGGAUAGAAAAGUGAUAGACGCUUGGAAAAGACGCCGCGCUCGAGAGAGAAGAAGACAAAAGAUGACUGAAAAACAAGAUCAGAGAAACAAAUUGAAAAGUACUGAAAAAAGUUGUUCCGGUGAUAAGGAACUUGCAAAAAAGAGAUCACAAUUAGGGGAAAGCCGCGAAACUGAUCAAAAGCAAAAUUAUAAGCGAAAGAAAUUUGAGGACAUCGACCGUUUUCAACCUAAGCAAAAUUUCACUGAAAAGGAAACAAAAACAGAUAAUGAUGGUAACACACUUCAAAGACAGAGCAUAAUUGAUAUUAGAGAUAUAAAUUUAACAAGGAGUCUGCGAGGAAAUUAUUUCAAGAAAGAUAAUGAACGAUCUAGCGAGCCGGCUCGACAUGAUUUUUAUAAACGAAAAGAAAGAGAUAAUAGAGACAACAGGAGAUUUGACAAUAAUAAUAACAACAGACAUUUUCAAGAAAAAUUAAAAUCUUCUCGAAACAUGAGAAAACAAUUUAAUUUUCAAUACCCAAUUGAAAAUCCUAACGCAUCAAUCGAACGAAAUAGGAAAUUUGUUUUUGGUAUGCACCCCCGAUAUAGACCUCACGUUGAUCUCGAUGCUCCUGAAGUUGCCAAUAUAAACCAAGAACCUAUUCCGGAGUUUGGAAUUAAAACUCAAGCGAACUAUCGUCAACAGCAAGGACUAUUUGGUCGACAGAGUGAUAACCCCUCCCGUAAUCAAGACCUCGCAUUUGGAAAGAGCCCGUCGACUGAUAGUCAAAGAGGUCAAACUACACUCUUUGGAAAAAAGUUUGCGGUUACUCCCGACUCGACUAAUAAUACAAGGAGUACGCACUUUCAACCAAGACAGCAGCAUCAACAGCCCCAAUAUAACUUUGGAAAUUUAGAUUAUGAUGACGUAAACACUCCCCAGCAGUCCAGAAAUGAGAGAAAUGACCCUUAUUCGUCAAAAAAUCCAGAUGUUCAGCAAAACAGAGAUCGUAGCGAUCCAUCCAAACCUAAAGAGUUUAAUCAUACACAUAAAAUGUCUGGUAGUUCUAACCGGCCGAGGCACGAACCAAAUGAUCGUUUCCGUUUUGAAAUUAAAAACGAAAGCGAAAACGAAGUCAAUAAUGGUAAUGAUAAUGACAACAACAAUGACAAUAACAAAAACAAUAACAAGGACAAUGGUAAUGGAAAUGAUGUUGAGAACUAUAGCGAGAAAAAUGAUGAAAACGAUAACGAGAAUGAUAACGAAAAUAACAACGAGAAAUGUAGCGAAAAUAUUAUUAAAACUGACCACGAUAGACAGGAUGAAGAGAACAACGAUAGAAACAACGAAGUGAAUAAUAAUGAAAACGAAUGUGAAUACGGACUUGAGCCUGUCGAAAGCCCACGUCAAGUAGGGAGAGACUGUUCUAUUCCUUGGAGUGAAGAUAAUCUUAGAACUCUCAAAGCACUUCAAGUGGGAAUUCGAAAUCUUCUGGAACUUGAGAGAAAGGGUGUCGAAAAUAAACUAUUGGCAUUCGAAUAUACCAGCAGAGAAAUGAACAUUGAAUCAACGUUAGUUGCCUCAGCCAUCUAUGAACUCAGAAGUGCAAACAAAAGGCUGUUUCUUGAAUUAGAAAGGAUUAACCUGCAGGAUGAUUCGAUGAAAAGUAAAGCUUGCUACAUUAUGAAAGAACUUGAAAAAAUCACUUUUUCGAAUUAG
This is a messenger RNA of Dimorphilus gyrociliatus, 3191 nucleotides long. The record is from the annotation of a GenBank genome assembly. NCBI's taxonomy places the organism in Eukaryota, Metazoa, Annelida, Polychaeta, Dinophilidae.